AUGGAUAUGUCCUCGAAGGUUUGUAUCGUGACCGGCGCGAACACCGGCAUUGGCCGCGUGACGGCGCUCGAACUCGCACGUCAGGGCGCGGAAGUCGUGAUGAUGUGCCGCUCCGAAGAGAAGACCAUGCCGGUCCUCGAAGAGAUCGUUCGGGAAACCGAAGCGAAGGUUUCGUUUGCGCAGAUCGAUCUUGGCUCGCUCGCGUCGGUUCGGGCGGCGGCCAAGCGUUGGCUCGCGACCGACAAGCCCAUCCACGUUUUGGUCAACAACGCGGGGCUGGCCGGGCACCAGGGCGUGACCUCGGACGGCUUCGAGAUGCACUUUGGCGUGAACCACCUCGGCCACUUCCUGCUGACGAAACUUCUCGAGCCGCGCAUUCGGACCUCCACACCCGCGCGCAUUGUGAACGUGGCGAGCACCGCGCAUUACCGCGCGAAGGGCAUCGACUACGACGCCGUGCAAACUAAGACCGCAAGCGCGACCGGGCUUCACGAGUACCAGGUCUCUAAAUUGGCGAACGUGAUGUACAGCGUCGAACUUGCGCGUCGCCUCGAGGGUUCGGACAUCAAUGUGUACUCGCUUCAUCCGGGGGUUGUGGCGUCGGAUGUUUGGCGCCGGGUGCCGUGGCCGAUUCGCCCGAUCAUGAAACGCUUUAUGAUCACGAAUGAAGAGGGCGCGAAGACGACGAUUCACUGUGCGACGUCCGAUGAAGCGGCGCAGGAGACGGGGCUGUAUUACGACAGCAGUACCGUUAAGCCGCCCAAUCCUUUGGUGCGGGAUCGGACAUUGACGGCAGAGCUUUGGGAGAAGAGUGAAGCGUUUAUCGCGAACGCACUCGGCGAGUGA
Molecule: messenger RNA, 846 nt
Organism: Nerophis lumbriciformis (worm pipefish)
Lineage: Eukaryota; Metazoa; Chordata; Actinopteri; Syngnathiformes; Syngnathidae
Source: RefSeq, a predicted model, not a curated record